Ostrea edulis (European flat oyster) is the source of this 669-nucleotide messenger RNA. RefSeq lists its product as uncharacterized. The record is from RefSeq and is a predicted model, not a curated record. The annotation marks the transcript as partial. Gene Ontology annotation, molecular function: calcium ion binding; peptidyl-prolyl cis-trans isomerase activity. The transcript is spliced from 4 exons. Lineage: Eukaryota; Metazoa; Mollusca; Bivalvia; Ostreida; Ostreidae.
AUGGCUAAUACAAGGUUCAUCAGACUUGCAUAUUUCUUAAUUUUUAUAUCACAUAUCGAGUGCCAAGUUGAGACAAAAGAAGGGGUAAAGAUUGAAAUCAUUACCCCAUCUCCCUCCGACUGCAUUGGAAUCAGGAAAGGGGACUGGGUCCAGGUUUUGUUUAACAUGACAUCACAAGAAGGUGACCUCAUAUCUUCGACGUAUCGCGCAGAUAAAAAACCCAUUGCGGAGGAAUACUACUUCGGCGUAAAUGUCACUAAUGGGGUGACUAUAGGAUUAGAGGGAGCUUGCAAGGGGGAGAAAAGACGACUCACCAUGCCAUCAACUCUUAUGUUUGACUUCGAUCAGAGGAAUCCACUCUUUAAUUCCUCUCUUUUCUACGAGGCCUACAUAUUGGACCAUGUCCUUGCAGAGAACAAAUUAGGUCUGUUGGAGUUUUGGGCCGCGGAUUGGAAUUCAGACAAAGUUGUUGAUCUGGAAGAGAUCGAUAUGUCUCUGAAGAGAAACAAGUAUUUGGAAAAAUAUCUCCAAGAGACCAUUGGUGUGGAAAACAUGUCUGAUUGGAUGAUGGACGUGUUUGAUCACAAUGGCGACGAGAUGCUGGAUCGAGAUGAGUUCUUUCACAUGUAUAAAGUAAUUCGUCCCGAUGAAAUGAAUAAAACUAUGAAU